UAUUUAAUAUAUGUUUCAAACUUUUUUCCAUACAGAUAAAGGAAGAUGAUGAGAAGAAAGAUUUGUGGCUAAUAAUAGCAGUAUUUAGUGCACUACUUGGUGCCAUGACAUCGGUAUUUUUGUUUAAUUGCAUCCGAACACUAAUUCGAGAUCAGAAAAUUAUAAGAGAAACCAUUCGACAAUCAAAAGAGAGUAAGCUGGAUGAAGCAGGUCGCAUGUCCAUAAAACGGUCUCUAGAGAAUGUAAACCGAAUAAUUCCUGGUGCUACGGGCUAUGCAAUAGAGCCAAGAUUAAAACAAAUACAAGACGAAAAUGCAGGCCAUAUAUUUCGAGAAACCACAUCAGCAUCAUCAAUAUCAGAUAGUAUAAAUAGGAAUAAUAAAAACCAAUAUAGUUAUAGGGAUGAGCUAAAGAAAAUUUUACGAAAUCCACCACCUAAGGCAUACAACAAUAAUGAACAUGCCGAACAAUAUGGGAAUGAAGGUGUAUGUGACAUGGCGUGUCAAACGAGAGAAUCACUAUUUGCAAGUGGAAUUAGCAGUAGUACUAAAUUGCCGCCAUCAAAUACACAAGCACCUGAAGACGUCGUCGUUGGUGUACAAGUAAUGCCAAUGCAAUCAACAUACGAUAACCGACGAUAUGCAUCGAUCACGCCAGAUCGUUUGAAUUCCACAUCACCAACAAUAUCCAAUUUAAGCACAUUUGGCAGCGGACCCAAGAAAAAUGCCAUCAAAAUGGAACAAUCAGAACUAAUGCUUGAGAUUCGAAAUUCAGCCCCUGAUGUAAUAAUCAUGACUAGUCACUGAGUUAGGCACAACACAAAAAUGAUUAUACUUGUCAACAUCACCAAAACAAUGAACAAUUUAAUGCCACAUUUAACUUUUUAAACACACCAAUAUUUAUAUGACAAGAAGAACAAAAGAAGGAGGUGGUGAAAAAGUAAAUGUAUCGUAUAGACUAUAUAACGUUAAAAAAACAUGAAUAUACUUAAAAUCAAUAAAACGUUUAGCCAAUCUAUAAAUAAAACACAAAAUUUAUUCUCUUACCAACGACAAUGAUAUAUUAUAAAUAAAAAAAAAAUAAACUGGCUCAUUAAUAUG
Molecule: messenger RNA, 1100 nt
Organism: Contarinia nasturtii (swede midge)
Lineage: Eukaryota; Metazoa; Arthropoda; Insecta; Diptera; Cecidomyiidae
Exons: 5
Coding region: 105-806 (233 amino acids)
Source: RefSeq, a predicted model, not a curated record